Molecule: messenger RNA, 921 nt
Organism: Loa loa (African eye worm)
Lineage: Eukaryota; Metazoa; Nematoda; Chromadorea; Rhabditida; Onchocercidae
Product: gamma-aminobutyric acid receptor subunit beta
Exons: 7
Coding region: 1-921 (306 amino acids)
Biological process (GO): chloride transmembrane transport; regulation of membrane potential; signal transduction
Cellular component (GO): membrane; neuron projection; synapse
Molecular function (GO): transmembrane signaling receptor activity; chloride channel activity; extracellular ligand-gated monoatomic ion channel activity
Source: RefSeq, a predicted model, not a curated record
AUGACAGAAUGGACUUUGAAGAAUACAAUUAAUUUGGGAUAUGUAAUCAACGCAUUGCUCAGUGAUUAUGAUAAUCAUUUAUUACCAUCUAAUGAAGGUGUUAAUGUUACAAUUGAAAUGCAUGUGCAGGGUGUUACAACAGUUUCGGAAUUAACCGGCGAUUUUGAAUUAGAUUUUAUGUAUAGCGAAAUAUGGGAAGAUCCGCGGUUAAAUUUUAAGCAAUUAAACGUUUGCACAACAAAUAUUACCUUGAAAGGUGAGUUUCGGAAAAGGAUUUGGACACCUGAAACAUGUAUCAUCAAUAGCAGACAUUCAUCGAUACAUAGUUCACCAGCCGAGAAUACUUUCAUUCUUAUAUAUGAAAAUGGAUUGGUAUGGAGUAAUUUCAGGCUUAAAGUUAGAGCGCCAUGCAAAAUGGAUUUAAAAAUGUUUCCGUUUGAUAAAAUACAUUGUAAGCUUACAUUUGAAAGUUAUUCAUAUAAUACGGAUAAUGUACGGCUAUUUUGGCACGAAAAACCAUUAACAAUGAUGGAAGUAGUUGAAUUACCGGAUUUCGAAUUAACUGGUUGGAGAACAAAUCGUGAAACAUUGCAAUAUCCGAAUGGCGAAUGGGCUAGAGCAACGGUUGAAUUUACAUUUGCCCGACGAUAUGGUUUCUAUCUCUUUCAUUCCUACUUUCCAACAUUACUGACAGUUAUUAGUUCUUGGGUUGGAUUCUUCUUUGAUGCACGAGCUGCUUCUGCAAGGAUAACAUUGGGUGUAUCAUCAUUAUUAGCAGUAACUUUUCAAUUUGGUAGUGUUUUACGUCAUCUACCACGUGCUAGUUAUAUUAAAUGUUCGGAUGUAUGGAUGAUCAGUUCGGUUAUUUUCAUUUUCUGUACACUUGUUGAAUUAGCUGUUAUUUCUCGGCUUAAUCAGUAA